This is a messenger RNA of Zasmidium cellare ATCC 36951, 237 nucleotides long. RefSeq lists its product as uncharacterized. The record is from RefSeq and is a predicted model, not a curated record. The transcript has 2 exons. Bases 1 to 237 code for a protein of 78 amino acids. Lineage: Eukaryota; Fungi; Ascomycota; Dothideomycetes; Mycosphaerellales; Mycosphaerellaceae.
AUGAGCCGUGUUUGGGACAGGAGACACUUCGAGUACCGCGAAGUGGACAUUCUGGAUCCGAAGAACUCGAAGUGGAAAUCGCUCUACGAGUUUGACAUUCCAGUGGUUCAUGUAGAUCGGACUGCAGCAUUGGCGAGCAACAAUGGCGGCGAGACAACAGCUGCUGCUCGAAAAUUGAAGCACAGGCUCACAGAAGCCGAGGUUGAAAAGGCCAUGGACGAAGUUGAGAAGUCAUGA